AUGGGUCCUUUGGCGCAGGUUUCUUUUUGGAGUCAAGGUCGCCGAUCGUCUUUGCUCGAUGCUGGGCUCUAUCAGCUGCUUCGCGUGGUUCCCGUGCCUUAUUUCGCCCAGUACGACUGCGGUCAGGAGGAAGCCAUGCUGAGCGCUCCGCGGCGCUUUGUCGUGUCCUUCGCCGGGUCCAUCAAGGACAAGCCACCGUAUUUUGUUUUCCGCGAGAGGUUGCUGGUUGCCGGAGCUGCCGGCCGACCGGACAUGCAGGAUAAGCGGCUGCUGAUCCAGGUCUUCGAUGCACACGAAGAAGCGCGGUACCGGUUUGCUCGGGACUACGAG
Messenger RNA from Symbiodinium sp. CCMP2456, 330 nucleotides. The record is from the annotation of a GenBank genome assembly. NCBI's taxonomy places the organism in Eukaryota, Dinophyceae, Suessiales, Symbiodiniaceae.